Messenger RNA from Aspergillus melleus, 390 nucleotides. RefSeq lists its product as uncharacterized. The record is from RefSeq and is a predicted model, not a curated record. The transcript has a single exon. Lineage: Eukaryota; Fungi; Ascomycota; Eurotiomycetes; Eurotiales; Aspergillaceae. Bases 1 to 390 code for a protein of 129 amino acids.
AUGGCCAUAGGAUUGCUUCGGGGAGAACAACACUCUUCCAGACAUGACCUCGAGGCCCUUUUUUGGGUCCUAUUCUGGAUUUGUAUUCACUACAAGGGUCCAAACGAAAGCGCUAGGGUUGUCGAAAGAUUCGAUAUAUGGAAUUACGCGGACCCCGUGGAGCUCUCUGACCUCAAAACUGGCUUGAUUCACAUUGAAGGGAAUUUCAUCAAGCGGACGACGAAGUACUUUACCGAAUUCUAUCAGCCGCUUGUACCAUGGGUCAACAGGUUGCGACGACAGGUUUUUCCUAUGGAUAAGCCAUUGAAGAAGGACGACCCUGAGUUACAUUCCAACAUGAAGCAAAUCCUUCCGGAAGCACAGGAGGCUCCGGAGGUUUUCGAUGUCUGA